Molecule: messenger RNA, 567 nt
Organism: Cooperia oncophora
Lineage: Eukaryota; Metazoa; Nematoda; Chromadorea; Rhabditida; Trichostrongylidae
Source: the annotation of a GenBank genome assembly
AUGGAGCUCACGCAGGAGGUAGCUGAAAGAGGCGAAACAGUUGUCUCUUUGACCGUGGACAUUCUCGCCCACGCUGCGGCCACAAUUCGUGAAGAUCCGGCUGCAGAAAGUGAUGGAGUGCCAAUAUGGGGUGUAGUUGAAGGUGCCGUAUCCGCCUUGCACCAACUGGCAUCGCAUCCAGCAGUGGCAGCUCAUCUGUGCGAGGAUCCGGCUUUCUUGACCCUUAUAGUCGAGUUUCUCUCCAGAAGCGAUGUUUCUGGUGCUGAAGACGAAUUGCUUGAGCGUGAAUUGCUCAGCCUUCUCUACCAGCUUGGUAUGACUCCCGAAGGCUUAGUAAGACUCUCGCGCACAGUUGAAGAAGCUGGCGUCACACCGAUCUUGGUCGAGGCCAUGCGAUCGGAACACAAAUCCGUUGCUACUUAUGCUUCUGGUGUACUGAAGAAUUUGGAGAACGACAAGCCAGCACCAUAUAGACAGAUUCGCCACCUAUGUGACGAAAUACAGUAUGAUGGCUCAGGAGCACCUGAUCUUUCCUAUCCUACCAAGUCAGCAGUCUUAGGAUUGUGA